CCUGCUCAUCAUCAUAUAUAUUUCCAUCGAUCGAUCACACUAACUAGGUAACCAGGCCAUCUAGCGCGCUUGAUCAUCAAACGAUCAUGGGACAGGUCCUCAAAGGCAUAGCUGUGGCAAUAGGACAAAGCCUAGCACACGGCGUAGUCGUCCCUGGUCUCAUCGAAUUCUUGAAUGCUUCGCCAACUGCUUUCCAUGCCGUUGAUGAGGCAAAGAAACGGUUGGUAGCUGCGGGGUAUGAGCAAGUCUUGGAAAGAGAGGAUUGGAUAUUGGAAGUCGGGAAGAAAUACUUCUUCACCUGGAAUUACUCCUCGAUCAUCGCUUUCGCAAUCGGUAAAAAAUAUGUCGCUGGAAAUGGAUUUCAUAUCAUUGGUGCUCAUACCGACAGUCCUUGUCUGAAACUGAAGCCGGUUUCCAAGGUAACCAAAGGUGGGUAUUUGGAGGUUGGUGUCCAAACGCAUGGGGGUGGUUUGUGGCGUACUUGGUUUGAUCGUGACUUAACGGUUGCCGGAAGAGUGAUAAUCAGAGAAGCAAAAAAUGGUUCUGGUUCUGUUUCGUACUCGCAUCGUCUUGUUAGAAUUAAGGAGCCCAUCAUGCGGAUCCCGACCCUGGCGAUUCACUUGGACAGGGGCUAUAAUGAUGAAUUUAUGUUCAACACAGAGAAUCAUCUUCUUCCUGUCUUGGCAACAUCAAUUAAGGCAGAGAUCAAUAAAAAUGGUGCUGCAGAUGGUUCAGGCAAUAGUAGUGGUCAGACUAAUGGAAAAAAUGGUAAUGAAAGAACUACCACUAAUAGCUCAAAGCAUCACUCGCUCCUAUUACAGCUGCUUGCAAAUCAGAUUGGCUGUGAACCUGAUGAUAUAUGUGAUUUUGAGUUGCAAGCAUGUGACACCCAACCGAGUAUUAUAGCAGGUGCCAGAAAGGAAUUCAUCUUCUCAGGGCGGCUUGAUAAUCUCUGCAUGUCAUUUUGCUCCCUAAUGGCACUGAUAGCUUCAUCUUCUGAAAGUUCUCUUGAGGAUGAGACUGGUGUUAGAAUGGUGGCCUUGUUUGAUCAUGAGGAGGCUGGGUCUAACUCAGCCCAAGGAGCUGGGUCUCCUCUCCUGAUAAAUGACAUGUCACGCAUUACAAAUUCCUUUGACCCGGCUUCUAAGGCACUGAUAGCUUCAUCUUCUGAAAGUUCUCUUGAGGAUGAGACUGGUGUUAGAGUGGUGGCCUUGUUUGAUCAUGAGGAGGCUGGGUCUAACUCAGCCCAAGGAGCUGGGUCUCCUCUCCUGAUAAAUGACAUGUCACGCAUUACAAAUUCCUUUGACCCGGCUUCUAAGGCACUGAUAGCUUCAUCUUCUGAAAGUUCUCUUGAGGAUGAGACUGGUGUUAGAAUGGUGGCCUUGUUUGAUCAUGAGGAGGCUGGGUCUAACUCAGCCCAAGGAGCUGGGUCUCCUCUCCUGAUAAAUGACAUGUCACGCAUUACAAAUUCCUUUGACCCGGCUUCUAAGGCACUGAUAGCUUCAUCUUCUGAAAGUUCUCUUGAGGAUGAGGAUGAGGAUGAGACUGGUGUUGGAAUGGUGGCCUUGUUUGAUCAUGAGGAGGCUGGGUCUAACUCAGCCCAAGGAGCUGGGUCUCCUCUCCUGAUAAAUGCCAUGUCACGCAUUACAAAUUCCUUUGACCCGGCUUCUAAGGCAUUGAUAGAUUCUACUUCUUCUGAAAGCAGUCUUGAGGAUGAGACUGGUGUUAGACUCGUAGCCUUGUUCGAUCAUGAGGAGGUUGGGUCUAACUCCGCUCAAGGAGCUGGGUCUCCUGUCAUGCUAGACUCUUUAUCACGAAUUACAGACUCCUUUGGCCCAGAUUCUAAGCUGCUUGAGAAAGCUAUCCAGAGGAGUUUCCUUGUAUCUGCUGACAUGGCACAUGCAUUGCACCCUAACUAUAUGGACAAACAUGAAGAUAAUCAUCAGCCAAAGAUGCAUGGAGGGCUUGUCAUUAAACACAAUGCAAAUCAACGCUAUGCAACCAAUGCGGUCACUUCCUUCAUAUUCAAAGAAAUAGCAGCAAAGCAUAACCUUCCUGUUCAGGAAUUUGUGGUCCGCAAUUACAUGCCAUGUGGUCCAACCAUUGGUCCUAUCCUUGCAAGCGGUGUGGGGAUUCGUACGGUUGAUGUAGGCGCACCCCAGCUAUCAAUGCACAGUAUUCGAGAAAUGUGUGCCAUAGAUGAUGUGAUGCAUUCAUAUGAGCAUUUCAAGGCUUAUUUUCAAGAAUUCUCACAUCUAGACGCAAAGAUGACAGUUGACGUAUAGGCUUGUGCUGUGUCUGUCUUUGGAAAUUCAGCAUGGUUAUAAUGUAAUAAUGCUUGAAACAAUAUUAAAUGAACUGCUGGAAUGUUGUGCUGGAUCUGCAAAGUACUUGGCUGUUUUCAAACGAAGUUGAAUUAAAAUCAAU
This is a messenger RNA of Juglans regia (Persian walnut), 2427 nucleotides long. RefSeq names its product probable aspartyl aminopeptidase. The record is from RefSeq and is a predicted model, not a curated record. The transcript is spliced from 15 exons. Gene Ontology annotation, molecular function: zinc ion binding; aminopeptidase activity. Gene Ontology annotation, biological process: proteolysis. Lineage: Eukaryota; Viridiplantae; Streptophyta; Magnoliopsida; Fagales; Juglandaceae. Bases 87 to 2285 code for a protein of 732 amino acids.